GAGGCGGGACAUUACCAAGCAUGCAUUAAUACAAACAGACACACACCUACAAACUGAGUGAGAUCAAUUUAAAGCCUUGUCUUUGCAUUUUCCCCCACACACUGAUUGGAGAUGUCAGCACCUCGAUCUGCUUCAUCAAAAAGUUUUACCUCAACUCCCCUCAAAAGCAAAUCUGCUGUCCCUAGGAGCAUCCCGAGAAGCAGGAGUGUAGAAUCGACCGGCGAUUCCACCUACUCAUUACUGUCCCCCAUUUACCACGAUAGCUUCGAGUUAUCAGAUGACGAUGCAGAAGAAGCGCUGAAAGAGUGUCCACCACUGGAUGAUCCCUCUCUUACAGAACUUCAAAGUGUAUUACCCAUCAGCCUUAGCAGGAAUGAGUCCCAUCAUGCAGAAGAUACCUCAACUGAAAAGCUAAAUCUGAGUGCAUGGGAGCAGUGGCUUGUGAGUAAAGCCAAAGAAGAGCGAACCAAAACACAUGAGAGAUCACUGGAGCAACAAGCUCUGAAAGAAAAGAUGAAGCGAGAAGAAAUGGAACAAAAACGAAAGAAAGCAGUCAGCGAGUGCAAGAUUCAGGAGUGGCUGCAGAUAAAGAGAGAACAGGAGAAACAGGAAAAGCUUUUUAAGGAGUCCCAGAAAACAAACAAAUUUCUUCACGAAGAACAGAAACGGUUGGAGAUAGAAAAAAAAGCCGAAGAAAAAUAUAAAGCCUGGCUGCAUAAGAAAAAGCACGAGGAAAAGGAAAGAAAAUUAAAAGAGCAAGAAGAAAUAACUAGACAAGAAGAGGAGGAGAGAGAGCGAAAAGAAAGAGCGGACGAGACGUUUAAAGAGUGGCUUAAAAGCAUUAAGGACAAAGAAAGGCAUAAACGUCAGUCAUCGGCAUGUUCGGCCGGUGGCUAUGACAAUCUAAACUAUCCAUCUCCCAGUUUUGUAAAUCCUAUUCCUUGGAAACCUAUUCACAUUCCACAGCACGAUAGAACACCUGGGACGAACUCAUCACACAGGAAACAGCCAGGUCCAUCGAAAUAUCACUCAACUCCAUGUACUACUUACAAACAUAAAGACACGUUCAGCUUUGCAUCCAAGAGACGGUGAUUGGGUCAUUUUCAGAUCAAAUAUUUGCUUGAUUUCCAUAUCACCAACACCACACUGCAAUGUGGCGAUUUUAUACAUUUGUCAUUUUGUAGGGGCAAAAAAAAUAAAAUUAACAUUUAAACCUU
Messenger RNA from Silurus meridionalis, 1217 nucleotides. RefSeq names its product coiled-coil domain containing 34 (gene ccdc34). The transcript has 7 exons. The coding region runs from base 112 to 1092 and encodes 326 amino acids. The record is from RefSeq and is a predicted model, not a curated record. NCBI's taxonomy places the organism in Eukaryota, Metazoa, Chordata, Actinopteri, Siluriformes, Siluridae.